This is a messenger RNA of Pyricularia pennisetigena, 2355 nucleotides long. RefSeq lists its product as uncharacterized. Lineage: Eukaryota; Fungi; Ascomycota; Sordariomycetes; Magnaporthales; Pyriculariaceae. The transcript has a single exon. The coding region runs from base 1 to 2355 and encodes 784 amino acids. Gene Ontology annotation, molecular function: ligase activity, forming carbon-nitrogen bonds; ATP binding. Gene Ontology annotation, biological process: tRNA processing. The record is from RefSeq and is a predicted model, not a curated record.
AUGGGCACGAUUCCACAUGUGUUGCACCAAAGUGCGCGGCCGAUUCGGCCCAGCGAGUUCGCCGAUGUCGUCCAGGCCCUCUGCCGGCCUCGGAUGCACACGGCGCGCUCCAAUAUGCCCAUUCCCGUCACCCUAGCCAUCAGCGGAGGUGUGGACUCGAUGGCCAUGGCAUGGCUAUGCUCCGAAGUUCGCCGUCUCGACCCAUCCAUGCGGGUGGCCGACCACCGGGUGCUCCGCUUCUUGCCCAUGAUUGUCGACCACGACUAUCGCAGGCACAGCUAUCGCGAGGCCAGGACCGUCGCCGAUUAUCUGCGUGAGCACCUGAAGAUGAGGCCGGUCAUCGCAAAAAUUAUGUGGAACAAGCUGAAUAGGGAUCGCAUGCCCAAUCACGGUGAGCCUUCUGGCAUGGGCAAGGACGCUUCGCGAGACGACAGCAGGCUGAAGUUCAUCCGUCCGCAGGACAUUCCAAACUUCGAGACGGUGGCGCGGGAGCAACGCUACCGCCUUUUUGCCCAGCAUAUGUUGCAUGAACGGUCCAUGUCGCUUUUCUUGGCCCAUCACGAGGACGAUCAGUAUGAGUGGCUGCUGAUGCGCCUCAUGGACGGCCACGGCCCGCGUGGGCUAGUCGGCAUCCCGGCCGCCAACCAGCUUCCGCACACCCAAGACAUUCACGGCUCGUAUGAGAGUGGUCUUAUAGACGACCAGAACUAUCGCAAUCCGCUCUACAGGUUUAAUCCCACUACAACCGAGAGCAAGGCGAUCCGGACCGCCUUAAGGGAGCAGAUGAUGCAUGAGCUUCAUAGUCCGCCCUCUUCCAGCCCCGAGACGGGCUCUGCCGUGCGCGACUACCUCGAUUCUCUUUCUGGUACUGAGAAUUUCCCCAAAAGAGGAGCCCCUGAGUUGGAGCCUUGCCGGGUAGAGGACGGCGGCACCAUGCUGUACCGGCCGAUGCUCGAGUUCUCCAAAGACCGCAUAAUUGCGACAUGCCUGGAGAACGGUGUCCCGUGGUUCGAGGAUAGUACAAACAAGGACGUGACACUCACGCCGCGAAACGCUAUCCGUCACAUGGUCAAGCACUACAAGAUGCCAGUCGCGCUGCAAAAGCCAGCCAUCCUGGCCAUGUCCAGCCGCAUCCGGCGUCGAUUGGAGCUUCAGAAUCAAGAAGCAGAUCGGAUUUUUAACCGAUUCGUCCUCUACGAGUUCCAUCCCAAUGUCGGGUCCAUUAUGGUUGAAUUCCCCAAUCUCAGCCGUCCUGGCCCGCGCCGAAAGCACUCCAUAUACACGGCCCGCUGGCGUCAAGUCGCCCUAGAGAACAAGGCAAUAGCCGCGGCCCAAGCCUUCCGUCGCCUCCUGCGCAUAGUCUCCCCACAGUCCGCUUUGCCGACUGCAGAGGACUUGCAGCCCUUUGUGGGUCGAGUCCUCCCCUCACUCGCCGAGAAAACAACCUCCGCCACCGACGAGGCAGCCCCAACUCCGCCCAAAUCGUUCGUCAUCAGCGGAGUGCACUGCGUCCCCAUGCAGCCCAAAGCCAAAGACCCGAACCAGAGGCUGAGGUGGCAGCUGGCCCGGGCGCCCCAUAAUUCACCGGCCCGCGAGCCCCUCCCUUCGGUCCAGUUCCGCAGCCGCGUAUCGGCCUGGGACUUCCCGGACAAGAAACAAUGGUGGUGCUCGCCCGACACGAUCCAGGACCGCUUGGGUGCCGUCUCGCGCCGCCACCGCUUCCUCCCCUACGACGGCGGCCGCUUCUGGGUCUCGGUCCGUCACCGCCUGCCCAUCAACGUGCACGUCGGACCCUUGGCCCUGCCGUACCUCCGGCACUUCCGCGACGGCCUGCCCGACGACGCCUCCCGCCGCCGCCUCGAUGACCUGCUCAAGCGCUACGCCGCCAACAAGCUCCGCUGGACCCUCCCUGCCGUAUACGUCUCCGGGCCCAUCUCCUGGGUCCAGGAUCCUGACAUACGGGAUCAUCCGCAUACGCGCCCGAGCCGCGCGCGCCAGGAGGAAAUCAUGCGCCUGAUCGAGUCCUCCCGUGACGAGAUGCACAUCAUCUCCCUGCCGACCCUGGACAUGUGCCUGCCCAGCUUCGACCACUGGCUGCGGUGCGAGUUCCGCUUCCGCAAGGUCGACCGCGCCGUGCCCCGGAACCUGGAGCGCACGAGGAUCGACAGCAUGCUGGCCGUCGUCGGCUUCGGGCACAAGCAGGGCACGCGCGUCGACAAGAGGCGUCUGAGGUUCCUCAGACCCAGAAGGAAACAUGCCGUGACGAGGGUCAGGAAGCCGCCGAUCGUCAGGGGCGUUGCCGCGCCUGGGAGGGCGGCGGCGAAAGGGAGGUUAGCACAUAUCGGCACGGCAUAG